Molecule: messenger RNA, 2869 nt
Organism: Octopus bimaculoides (California two-spot octopus)
Lineage: Eukaryota; Metazoa; Mollusca; Cephalopoda; Octopoda; Octopodidae
Biological process (GO): peptidyl-proline hydroxylation to 4-hydroxy-L-proline
Cellular component (GO): endoplasmic reticulum
Molecular function (GO): iron ion binding; procollagen-proline 4-dioxygenase activity; L-ascorbic acid binding
Source: RefSeq, a predicted model, not a curated record
GGCAGAGUGUGAGGGUGGUGAGACGGAGGAAUACUGACAUACAAAGAUUGACAGAGAAAAAUUUAAAAAUUAUAAAGAAAGCCAAAUUGUUUUACAAAUUCAACAAGGAAAGAGCACAUGCGCUUUCUUUACAGACGACACAGAAUGGAAAAGGCUCAGGAGUUGAAAAAUAAUGUGAAAAGAAAGGAAAUUCGGUAUAAAGUAACGUCUACGAAAAGUAAUGGACGGUUAGAGAAGAAAGGCGUUGAAAGUAACAUUACGAAGAGGAAUACUGAAAGCGUUUGUGAUAGAAAUAGAAAUAACAACAGCAAGAGUAGUAGUAGUAAAACUACUAAAAGAAGAGGUGACUCUAAUGGCCAUGAUGUUGGUGGUUGUAGUGGAGAUAAACGACAUCAAGGUUCCUUUAAACGCCAUAUGAAGGUAUGCAUUAUGGCAACUGUGCUUAUUAGUUCUGGCCUCUUACUCGGCUUUACAAGCGCCUUCUUGUGGGGUUAUAACAAAGUAAUUAACCAAGAGUUCUAUGAACAAGCUGGGCACCUUUAUCAACACAAACAACAUCACCGACAACACACACAACCUCCAGGUUCAGAUUGCCCUCAACAGAAAUAUGACAGUUAUGCCAAUAACGGAUAUCAACAACAGGAUGUUCUCCAAAACCAACAGCAGAUGUCCCAGUCUCAAAAACAGAAUCUACUUGAAAAGGAUUCUGCAUCACUGAAUUUUGCAGACAACCAGAAUAUGUCUCCCAUCAAAGAAAAUAGUAAUAUUAAAAACGUAAAGGAUUCACAGGACAACAGUUUUGACAUCCCUAAAACAACCAGCAAUCACCCUCAGAAAAAUCUGCCAUCCAAAAGAAGUGUCGAAGAAAAACCCUCUGAAAACAGAUCACAAGAAAAUAAACUAAAGUCAGAGCUUAACAAAAACACAAAAACCGAAACAUUGCCAAAAAAGGAAGAUAAAACUAAAUCGAGCUCUUUACCUAAAGAUUCCACAAGUCCCUUACAAAACACGCUCUCUGAUGAACCAAUGACGUUAGACGUAACCAGCGGAUCGAACAUUAUUUUCAACAUGUCAACUAAUGUGGACGAACCAGAAAAAUCAACAACUCUUGAACAUCAAAGGAAAAGUGGAACAACGAGUGAAUCGAAGAAGAACAAAAAACAAACAAAACCUGAAACUAAAAAGAAAACCAAAAAAACUGAAUCGGAAAAGUCUAAGAAUUCUGUAGAUGAAGAUUUGCCGCCAGAAGUGAAAAAUUUUAAGAGUACAAUUCAAGACGGAAUCUUACCAAAGAAAAUCUUUGCUGGCGGUCGACGAAUACCUCCAAUCCAUUUAUUGCCACAGAAACCGAACAACAGCAGCGUCAAUGUCUACAUGUUUGAAGAAUUUCUCUCUGACGCCGAAUGUGAUGGCUUGAAGCGUGCCCAUGAAAAGUACGUUGAUAUGGGUUCCAAGAAGGACCCAAUUUUAUGUUUUGAUGGAAUUCAGAAACUUCGAGAACAUUUGAUUCAUGUUGGAAAGGGUCAUAUCAAUGUCUCUCCAUUGGAUUUUACCGAAGGAACGAUGUGUGUAAACAAGACGUUUUCAACGAAACUGAAAUCGUGGUUGAAGUCGCGUUGGAAUUAUAAUACGGCAUUUUACCCUGGGGAGAGUCGUUUUUCGAAAGCGCUCGAGAAGAGAAUUGAACAAGCAAUGGGACUUCGUCCAGGGAACGGUGGAAAGUUCCAGAUUACUUCUUAUCCAAAUGGAAUCGGCUGCUACAAACACACAGACUGUCAAGAACGUAACGAUGAUCAACGAGACAAAGUUGCUACGGUUCUGAUUUAUUUGGAAACUGUAACUGAAGGUGGCGAGACAAUAUUUCCAGAACUAGGAAUAUGGGUGCGUCCCCGGAAAGGAAGGGCUCUGCUAUGGAACAACAUGAACAAAAGGGGCCAAUGUGAGUCUUUAUCACAACAUUUGGCUGAUCCUGUCAAAACUGGGAAUAAAUAUAUUCUCCAAAGAUGGUAUUACUACGAGAGUUUCUACUCAUUGGGGAAACGACCUCCCAAGCCACAUCUACCAAUCCGUGACGAGGAUCAACCCCGAGUGACUUGUGACGAGUCUGAGAGUGGAAGUUGUCAUUGGUAUGAUGACUGGAAUUAUGAUCACCUUCUGCAGUAUCGAUCUAUCGGUAAAAGAUUACUCAUUUAACAGCAACAAAGAUGACGAUCAUCCUUAAUGUUGGUACAGGGCAGCUAAAAAAUGGAGAGAGAAAGAGGGAAGGGGAGAGAGAUGGGGAAGGGGGAAGGAGAAGGAGAGAGACAAUUCAAUCGAUUUUAAUUUAUUGAUAUUUUAUUUUAUGAACACCGAGUGAUUGGAGAGUAAAAUUGACUUCACAACGAUUCGAACUUGAAACUAAAGGGACGGAACUAAAUACUACAAAGUAUUUAGUUCGGUUUCUUGUACCAUUUCUGGCAACCACCAAACUACUACUACUACUACUACUAUUACAUCAGGUUUUUUUUUGUGUUUACUUCAGUCACACUGUAUCCCACUCCCCAAAACACACACUUUACAACAUGCAUACAUCCAUCCAUCCAUAGAUACAUACAUACAUACAUACAUACAUACAUACAUACAUACAUACAUGCACGCAUGCAUGAUCUGGAUAAGCUAGGGUCCUCAGAAAAAGAAAUCAACUAACUCACACAUUACAAAUACAAUCUGUAAGUGGAACAAUAAAAAUAUGCAAGACUUUUCUCAAGUUUAAAAUGUGACAUUAUUCUUAUUACCUUCUUUCCAACGAUGGAGCUUUGCAUUUUUGUUAGAAACCAGCUCCUUUCUCAGAGGAAAAUUUUGACACCAAUUAAUAAAUAUUAAAGUUUAA